AUGCUGAAUGCUCUGUGUACAUGUGUCUACAUAUCAACAUAUGUGUGCAAGUCAGUUUGUUCUGUGGGAAUGACAUUUAGCAGCCUACAUUACGAACCGUAUACAAACUCUACUGAAGACAUAGAAGCAACUGAGAGACAAAGACAGUUUAAGCUUGGGAUUUUCGCCCACCCUAUCUACAGUCAGGAGGGCGACUACCCUGCAGUAGUGCGGGAAAGGGUGGACAACAACAGCAAAGCAGAAGGACUAGCGCGCUCAAGGCUGCCAAAAUUCACGCAGGAGGAAAUCGAAUACAUUAGAGGUUCUGCUGAUUUCUUCGGUUUCAACACAUACGGUUCAAAGUACGUAGCGGCAGGAGACUUCCCCAUUGCACCGUCUCGCAGACACGAUUCCGGUGUCAUCGUAAAGGAUGAUGAGAUUCCACUCGAUCAGUCAGCCGCAGGGUUCAGAAAGAUACUGAACUGGUUGGUUGCCGAAUACCCUGGAUACCCCAUUUUCGUGUCGGAAAAUGGCCUAGGCAACGACGGUAGCGUCGGUCUGAAUGACACAGACAGAGUAGAGUAUUUUGCGAUGGUCCGCCACCACAUCAUGCAGGCCACCCCUGACACGGAUUUCCGGCGCGACGCCCUCGGACUCGACGAUCCUAUUCUGGACCAGAUCAUUGAUCUAGCAUUCAAGUACGAAGUCUCUACGGCGGCCGACAAGCGUUUGAAAUCAUAG
Schistocerca americana (American grasshopper) is the source of this 720-nucleotide messenger RNA. Its product is annotated as myrosinase 1-like. The transcript has 6 exons. Gene Ontology annotation, biological process: carbohydrate metabolic process. The record is from RefSeq and is a predicted model, not a curated record. Lineage: Eukaryota; Metazoa; Arthropoda; Insecta; Orthoptera; Acrididae. Gene Ontology annotation, molecular function: beta-glucosidase activity. The coding region runs from base 1 to 720 and encodes 239 amino acids.